CUACCCAGAUGCUAUGAUAACACCUGCAUAAGUACUUCUCCCCUCUCUUUAGCUAUACAAUUUACAACGCUCAAACAUGUUCACGUUUCCAUGCAAUGUAAUUGUCACUGACCAAAUUCAAUGCACAUUCGUCGGCCUUCCUAGGCCUAUCUUCUCUUUUCGCCGACGAAAGGAUGUAGUGACCUGCUCUCUUCCGGUUUCUAAAUCUCCAACUUCGGCUAAAAUCCAGGCUGUUGUAUCGGAGCAAGAAGGUCCUGCGCUUGCCGAAACUGCGGGCGCAUUGGCGGAUUGGCAAAGGUUGCGAAGUUCAACGGAAGACAGAUUGUUGUACAAGGAGAAGUUUAUAGUAAGAAGUUAUGAGGUUGGGAUUAACAAAACUGCCACUGUUGAAACCAUUGCUAAUCUCUUGCAGGAGGCUGCAUGUAACCAUGCACAAAGUCUUGGAUUUUCAACGGAUGGAUUUGCGACAAUCACGAGCAUGAGAAAGUUUAAUCUCAUAUGGGUGUUGCGUCGUAUGCACAUUGAAAUCUCAAAAUAUCCUGCUUGGGGCGAUGUGGUUGAAUUCGAGACAUGGCUCCACAGUGAAGGUAGAGUGGGAACAAGACGUGAUUGGAUUAUAAAAGACUAUGCCAGUGGUCAAGUUAUUGGAAGAGCCACAAGCAAAUAUGUGAUGAUGAACAAGGUUACCAGGCGGCCACAGAAAGCCAGUGAUGAAAUUCUAGAAGAAUUGUUACUCCUCUGUACACCGAAAUCCAGAAUAUCUUUUCCGGACAAUGCCAGCCUGAGGAAAAUUUCGAAACUCGAAGAUCCGGCUGAGUAUUCCAGAACAGGGCUUAUGCCUAGGAAAAAUGAUCUGGACAUGAACCAGCAUGUUAAUUCUGUUACCUACAUUGGAUGGGUUUUAGAGAGUAUGCCUCAAGAUAUUAUUGACACUCACGAACUGCAAACGAUCACCUUAGACUACAGACGAGAAUGCCAACAUAACGAUAUAGUUGAUUCCCUCACAAGCCCCGAACCGACUGAGGAUUCUGAUGGGGUUCCAGAGCUUCAAGGAACAAAUGGGUCUCCUGCAACAGGAGACAAACAAGACUUCCGUCAAUUCUUGCACUCGCUGAGAUUGUCAGGUGAUGGCUCUGAAGUAAGCCAAGCUCGCACUAAGUGGAGAAAGAAACCUCCUAGACAAGGAAAUAAUGGAGUUUUGUAACACUCCGAAUUCGGAAUUUAUUCGAAUUGAAACGCAACAUCAUCCUAAAAUAAAAAUUAAUUAUUUAAUAUCAGAAAUAAUUCAAUAAAUUUAACAUAUUUAAAAUUAUA
This is a messenger RNA of Mangifera indica (mango), 1314 nucleotides long. RefSeq names its product oleoyl-acyl carrier protein thioesterase 1, chloroplastic-like. NCBI's taxonomy places the organism in Eukaryota, Viridiplantae, Streptophyta, Magnoliopsida, Sapindales, Anacardiaceae. Gene Ontology annotation, molecular function: acyl carrier activity; fatty acyl-[ACP] hydrolase activity. The coding region runs from base 77 to 1204 and encodes 375 amino acids. Gene Ontology annotation, biological process: fatty acid biosynthetic process. The record is from RefSeq and is a predicted model, not a curated record. The transcript is spliced from 7 exons.